Messenger RNA from Leptinotarsa decemlineata (Colorado potato beetle), 501 nucleotides. Its product is annotated as serine/arginine-rich splicing factor RS2Z33-like. NCBI's taxonomy places the organism in Eukaryota, Metazoa, Arthropoda, Insecta, Coleoptera, Chrysomelidae. The record is from RefSeq and is a predicted model, not a curated record.
AUGGCCAACACGAAGAUUCCAUCGGUUGAAAAUGAAGAAAACGCGUCAGCAAGAAUGGACAGGGAAGUAACCCAUCCGAAAGAGAAGAAUAACACGCACUAUCGACGCGCAACUGCGGAGAGGACAAGACAGGAAUGUUAUAAUUGCGGAAAAAUAGGACACUUCGCCAUAGAGUGUUAUUCGAUAGGAAAAUGGAAAACCAGUUAUGAAAAAUCGUGCAACAUAUUCCACAAAGAAGGAUAUCCGGCUCGAGAGUGCCGAAGAGCAGGAAGUAGUCAACGCGAGACUUAUUCUACAUACGACAAUAGGAAUCAAGGACCUAGAAGGAAUUAUGAAGAAAGACAGGACCAAGAAAACAGAAGAAAUUUUCAAAAUUAUAGAUCGGAAAAUAACAGAGAAUGGAAACCCUCAACGGGAGCAAUACCCAAAAAUAGACAGCCAUCGAAGUCAUACGAUCGCUCAUCACCGGAGAAUAAUGACAGGAGGAAUUUGAACGAAUAG